AUGUCGGCUGUUGUGAAUAAAGCUUGGAUGAAUGAACCAGACAUAUUUAGCAAAACAUAUAGAGAUGGGGUUAAAUUUUUUAUGAAUUAUGCAGCUACAUAUGAUAAUUCGGACACAACAUGUUCUUGCCCAUGCUCUAAGUGUCAAAAUGGGAAACGUUGGGAAAUGUGGGAAGUGAGGAAACAUCUUUCUGAGAAGGGUAUUGAUAGGAGUUAUGUUGUUUGGUUCUUUCAUGGAGAAAAAGAGGGUGAUAGUACGAUAAGACGUCCAAGUGGUAAUUUUAUACCAACUGAAAUGAAUGAUGAGCAAGCUAGAGAAGGUGUAAUAGAAGAUUUGGGUUCCUUUGUCGAUGCUGCUUAUGGAGAUUUUGAUCGGGGUGAUGGUGUUAGUUGUAAUGAAGAAGUUGAAACUGAAGAAUUUGUUCCUGAACCAGAUUUGGGGAAGCGAUAUUACAGGUACAAACAGUUGUCUGAAGACAAGUUGUAUCCUGGUUGUAAUACUAGCAUCCUAGCUGCAAUUGUGGAGCUGCACAAUGUGAAGAAAACAUAUAAGAUUUCAGCUAACUGUGUAAAUAGUUUGUUGGGUGUGAUAAAGGGUUGGUUGCCGAAAGGAAACAAUUUGCCAGUAAAAUACACAGCGAUGAAGUCGAUGCUCAAAGAUCCGGGGAUGAAAGAAAAGUCGAUUCAUAUGUGUGAGAAUCAUUGUAUUUUGUAUUACAAAGAGAAUGAAGAUUUGACAAGCUGCCCGGAAUGCCUCGCACCAAGAUAUAAGGUUAAGGUUGAUAAAUUUGGGGAAGAGCUUUCAUCGAACGAGCCUUCCAAGGUAUUGAGAUAUUUUCCCCUUGGGCCAAGGCUCAAGAGAUUAUAUACGGUACCUUGGAUAGCACGUGCAAUGACAUGGCACGAUCGAGCAGAAGUUUCUUCAGAUUAUAUGCGUCAUCCGGUUGAUUCAUCUCAAUGGGAUUUAGUGAAGAAGAAGUUUCCUGAGUUCGCAAAUGAGGGCAGAAAUGUUUGGCUUGGAAUUGCAACUGAUGGAUUUAAUCCUCAUGGUAUGCAGUCUCUGAAUUAUAGUUGUUGGCCUGUGAUAGUGGUUGUGUACAAUCUUCCUCCUUCCUUGUGCAUGAAACCUGAGUUCCAAAUCAUGAUGAUGUUGAUUCCUGGGCCUAAGGCACCGGGGCAAGAUAUUGAUGUAUGUCUCCGUGUGCUAGUAGACGAGCUGAAAGAUCUGUUUGAGAAUGGGAUAUCAGCUUUUGAUACACACAAAGAAGAAUCGUUUCAGCUGAGGGCUACUUUAAUGUUUGGUAUUCAUGACUUGCCAGCACAAGGUAAUAUGUCUGGAUGUACCACGCACGGCUAUUUUGCAUGUGUACAUUGUGCAGACAAGACUCGAAGUGCGUAUCUGUUAUACGCAAGAAAGAAUGUUUACCCUAAUUAUCGGAUAUACCUCAGGGGUAAUCAUCCUUUAAGGAAGGGAGAGAACUUGGGAUUAGAAACUAAUGAAACUAAAAAUGCUCCAAAGCGACUGUCAGGAAAGAAGUCGUUGGAGAAACUAGCAAAUGUGACUUACAAACCUGGUAAAUUGGUAGUAAGAAGCAAGGCGCUGAAAAGAAAGAGAUAUGAUCCCGAUGCCGAUGAUGAUCCUUAUGGCGAUGGUGUUGACGAAGAACUUACCGGUGCAUUCUAUAAGGAGUCCAUCUUUUGGGAACUGAAGACCUAUCGUAUCCUGUAUUUCCGUCAUUGUGUAGAUGUAAUGCACACUGAGAAGAAUGUAAUGGAGCAUAUACUUGAGACGAUCUUUGAUAUUGGUAAUAAGUCUAUGAAAUCGUGGAAUGCAAGGGAUGAAUUGAAUAAGCUUGGCUUGCAUUGUGGACAGUGGACUACCAGUAAACCUGGGAGCGCAGUUUCUGGAAAACCAAUAUUUGUCUUAAGCAAAGCUGAGAAGGAAUCAUUUUGCAAGAUUCUUAAAGACCUCAAAUUCCCUUUUGGUUUUGCGUCGAACCUGAGCAACAAUGUUAAUACAAAGAAUUCAAGUUUCAGUAACUUCAAAUCCCAUGAAUAUCACGUCAUUAUGGAGUAUUUGCUACCUGUUUGUCUUCAGCAUGCUUUUCCAAAGCACCCUGAACUGCGUCGCGCACUUCACCAGUGUUCACCUCAUGGUUCAUUUGGCUGA
This is a messenger RNA of Papaver somniferum (opium poppy), 2169 nucleotides long. RefSeq lists its product as uncharacterized. NCBI's taxonomy places the organism in Eukaryota, Viridiplantae, Streptophyta, Magnoliopsida, Ranunculales, Papaveraceae. The transcript is spliced from 2 exons. The record is from RefSeq and is a predicted model, not a curated record. The coding region runs from base 1 to 2169 and encodes 722 amino acids.